Messenger RNA from Penaeus chinensis, 6817 nucleotides. Its product is annotated as diacylglycerol kinase eta-like. Lineage: Eukaryota; Metazoa; Arthropoda; Malacostraca; Decapoda; Penaeidae. The record is from RefSeq and is a predicted model, not a curated record. Gene Ontology annotation, molecular function: ATP-dependent diacylglycerol kinase activity; protein binding. The transcript has 20 exons. The annotation marks the transcript as partial. Gene Ontology annotation, biological process: diacylglycerol metabolic process; lipid phosphorylation; intracellular signal transduction.
CACCCCCCAUCAGGCACAGACGAGUCGUGGGAAGCGACACGGCCCCAGGGAUGCUCUCCCCUGCUGGUCUUUGUGAACAGCAAGUCAGGUGACAACCAGGGUGUGAGGUUCCUGCGGCGUUUCAAGCAACUUCUCAACCCUGCGCAGGUGUUUGACCUCAUGAAUGGCGGACCAGUUCUUGGUUUGCGGCUGUUCAAGUGUUUCAACCCCUUCAGAAUACUUAUCUGUAGUGGAGAUGGCUCUGUGGGAUGGGUUUUAACAGAGAUUGACAAGCUUCAUAUGACAAACCAGUGUCAGAUAGGAGUGCUACCUCUUGGCACAGGGAAUGACCUGGCACGUGUCCUAGGAUGGGGCUCAGCCUGUGAUGACGACACGCACUUGCCCCACAUCUUGGAGAAGUAUGAGCGUGCAACAACCAAAAUGCUGGACAGAUGGAGCAUCAUGAGCUAUGUCAGCCAUGUAUCUCUGAGUGGAGAGCAGCAGCUGUCAACCAUGACGUCCCCUUCCUUGCUGUCCCAAGUUGCAGCCUAUGAGGAUUCAGUUGGUGCUCAUUUGGCAACCCUGCUACAGUCGGAUCAACACUCCGUUGUCAUUUCAUCUGCUAAAGUCCUUUGCGAGACAAUCAAAUCCCUGAUAAUGAAAGUGGGCAAAAGUUGGGGAGACUCGUCAGAAUCACAAGAUGGAGCCGCAUCAUCAGAGGAUUCGCUAACAGCCAAAUGUGCGGUGCUCAACGACAAGCUAGACCUGCUUCUCCGUGCCUUGCGUGAAGAGAGUACAGCCUCAAUGUCCACUGUCAGUAGUGUGCAGGAAGAUUCAUCUUUUGUAGAAGAGAGCCCUGAUACAAGUGUUGAUCUGGAAAUUGCUGAAAGGACCAGUUUGUGUAAGGAAGAAAAGAAUAUUUCUAACAUUCACCAAAAAAAGAAGACCAAAACGAAACACUUUAUAGAGCGAGAUGCUUUAAUGUCUAGAGCGAAUAGCCUGAAAAAGGCUGUCAGAGAAAUCAUAGAACACACUGAGAGAGCCGUUGACAGCCAGAAUGAACAGACCUUCAUUCGACAGCAGCCACCCACUAUCAGGCUCGAGCCAUCGGAGGAUGACCCCUCACAUGAAAUACAAGCUCCGACUAUCACACACUCAGGGUUACAGGUCCUGCCCACCAUCGAUGCUUCUUCAUCUGAGCCAUCGCCGUGCCCCUCCCCCCUUCCUGCUCCCGGGUUGCCUCCAUUUGUUUCAUCCAUCACCACAAACUUCCCCCUCCCCCCCGUCUCUCCUCUCCCAUCAUCCCAUCCCAUGUAUUCCAUCCACACUCAGCAGCUCUCUGGCUCUUCUUUCCUCCAGCUCCCGGGAGGAAGCUCACCUCCCCUUGACACAGCUGGUGAUGUGGAACAACUGAGGUUCCAAUACCAAGCCAUCUCUCCCCUGCCUGACCUGCGCCGCGAGAGCCAUGGGGAGUUCGAGUUCCCCCCAACCCUCCCCGUGCCCAGUGAGUUUGCCGAUCUCUCUAGGAAGAACAGCAUGCAAGAAGGGAGAGAGGGUGAACGGGCCCCCCCUAUAUCUUUCGAGGACAUUGAAGUGCAGAUACAAUCCUCCACUGACAAUCUCUUAGAUGUAGGUGAAGACGAGCCUUAUACUUUUGAAGAAAAGUCCAUCACAGAAAUCAGGGACUCACUUGUUAAUUCCUUGAACAACUCACUAGAUAUUGAUGAGGAUUGGGAAGAGGAUGCAGCAGAAGAUAGGAAUAAGGAUCAAACAGAUGAGGAACAGAAAGUUGAUGAUAUUCAGGAAGAUGAAAAGGAAAAGACUGAAGCUGGAGAUAGUGAUGAAACAGACAAUACUGUGAGGGAGACUUGCAAAUAUGAAGCCAAGGAUGAUGAAAAUGGCAACACAGAGGACACGACACCAGAAGGAGACAUCAGUGUCAUUGAAGAUGUGUCCACUAAUGUAGAAGAUGAAGACUUUCCCACAGUAAGAGAGAACCUUGAAACGGAAGAAUAUGAGACUGAGGAGGUUCCUCAGAGAGAAGAUCCUACAGGACAAGAGUCACAUGAAGAAAUUCAGACUCCAGAAGUCCCUCUUGCUGAGGCAGAGACUUCAGAAAGUAUUGAGGAUGAGCUAGAAGACACUGUACCUCCUCCAUCAGAGCGGUAUGUGGAGGGUGCUGAGGCCACAGCAGAGGAAGACCAAGACGAGGAGAAAGGUGAGGAGUCCAAGCAACCCCCCCGCCCAGCUAGUGAGGUUAGCACAGUCUUCCCACGGCUCGAGCCUACACCCACCGACCGGAGCUCAUCAAAUACCCUACUGAGCCCUCCCGCUGUGCCUCAUGUACAACCGCCACCCUUGCUUCACCAGACCCACGUGCAUGAUGCUUUAAAGACCAAACACUCACAGACCACUCUUCAUAAAUGCCUGACUCCACUGGACUUCCCUCAUCAUAGCCACCCCACAUAUCAUUCUUCCAUGGGGCGAGUGCUUUCGCCUGAUAUCAGUGGCGAAGAUUUGUCAUUGCAGAAACAUCUGACACCUAUUUUGCGGGUGAGACAGAGUCCUAUCUCAGCUUGUGGGACCAUGACCCAGUGCACAGAAUUAAUGCAGUUGGAACCUGUUCCAUGUUCUGGGUCCAUGUCACACACAACCUUAUCCUCAGUACCUUGUGCCUCAACCUCAGGGACAAAGUCAGCUUUCCCCUAUGAUACAGAUCCUUCCUCUAGUCCUGUGAAAGUAAGAGAUACCAACUCUUCUCUAUCCCUGUCACAGUCUGCAGUCCCUAAUUCUCCAGUAUCACCACCCUGCCUUUCCCUGCCUUCUACCCCUGCAAUGACAAGUCAAGGAAGCGCAAGUACUCUCUCCUCCCUGUCACACUCAACCCCACACACUCCAUCAUCUGCAGGUUUUUUGAUGCCACCUGUGUGGGCCUAUAUGGCCCCUUCCUCUCCUACCCUCACCAAACCAGCAUCCUCAUCAUCCAUCCUCACAAACCCUCCUUCUCCAUCAGCAUCGCGGCGAAUAUCUACAGGCUCUACCCUCAAAAGUCCAGGGCCACCCAUCUCCACUCUGAAUGUGACAUCUACGACCCCUGGACGGGACAAGAGCAGGAGUCCUGAGCGUGGGGGGCGGGGUUCUACAAGCCGAGGCUUAGCUAGAAGCUCUGCGGCUGCCCGAUCAUCUCGCAAACACCUCCCUAUCAUCAACCCACUUGUCUCACUACCCAUGUGGCCAAACAUUGCAGCGGGUGCCAGCUCGGGAGGACUUAUCAGUAAGGUUCUGUUGGCCAAUGCUGACGCUUUGUGUGCCGCAGCCUCUCCCCUUAUGGACCUUGAUGACUCAUCCUUAGAUGGGUAUGAGGAAAGGUGCACAAUGAACAACUAUUUUGGCAUUGGGAUUGAUGCCAAGAUAACACUGGAUUUUCACAACAAGCGAGAAGAACAUCCAGAAAAGUGUCGUUCCCGUACAAAGAACUUCAUGUGGUAUGGUGUAUUAGCAUCUAAAGAAUGGUUAUGUAAAACUUACAAAAAUCUGGAUCAGCGAGUACAGCUGGAAUGCGAUGGUGAGAGAAUUCCUUUACCAUCACUCCAGGGUAUUGUUGUACUUAACAUUCCAAGUUUCAUGGGUGGCACCAACUUCUGGGGCGGCACAAAGGAGGAUGACUGCUUCCUGGCUCCCAGCUUUGAUGACAAAAUACUGGAGGUUGUUGCUGUAUUUGGUUCUGCACAGAUGGCUGCCUCGCGGAUCAUAAAUCUGCAGCAUCACCGCAUUGCCCAGUGCUCUAGCAUUAAGAUAACAAUCCUUGGAGAAGCUGGAGAGGAAGGUGUACCAAUUCAAGUGGAUGGUGAGGCUUGGACACAGCCUCCAGGCAUAGUCCGCAUUGUACACAAAAAUCGUGUUCAGAUGCUGUGCAGGAAUAGGGACUUAGAAGUAUCUCUGAAGGCCUGGGAAGAGAAGCAGAGGAGCUCAGGAAGCCAAGCUAAGGAGCCAUCACUGCUGGCUGAUGAAGAGCUACCUGUACUUGCUGCCUUGGCUACUGUUGUGAGCGAAGUCAUCAGCACAUUGCGGUUGGUGGCAGUGAGUACACCAAACUUGGAAAACCGCUUGAAUGAAUUGGCGUCAUCAGCCUCCACUUGCCUUGAGAAAAUGUGGCGUGAGGAAAGAGUCAUUGAAGGUCCAAACUUAAGAAUGUUGGCAACAGAGCUUGUGAAUAAUGUGAAGGGCCUGCAUGCUGAAAUUAUGACAAUCUUGAAGGAAGAAACACUUGUGUUGACCCAGACACUGGAUGACAAUUUGCGUGGAAAUUUAACCCAACUUGAGAACUCGCUAAAACAUGCUCAUGAGAAAGACAACUUGAUACACUUUUUGUCAGAAGAGGAGGGCGAACGUAAAAGAGCACAUUCUAAAGGCUUGUUCAAACUGAAGCUGAAGCGAGAAGGGCGACGUGGUGGAGCCGAGAGGGAGGUCAGGGAGUGGGGUCCGGAUGAGGUGGCGGCAUGGCUAGAUGCCCUGCAGCUCACCGAGUACAGGGAGUCCUUUAUCCGCCAUGACAUCAGGGGAUCAGAGCUUCUUAAUCUGGAGCGAAGGGAUCUUAAGGAACUUGGAAUUACUAAAAUCGGCCACAUAAAGCGAAUCCAGCAAGGUAUUCGAGAGAUCAAAGACAGUAAGUCUCACAGCUAAACUGCUUACAUAAAACUUGGUCACAAGAAGAAGAUUUGAUACUUUUUACCUGCACCCUCAGAGGACACCUUUGGAAGAGAAGGUUAUGAAUACAUUCAUGGAAACCUUGAACCUUGAUAUGGGUCCCUGCUUUUCUUUGUAUAUUUUCCUUAUUUUGGAGUAUGGCACUAUUCAUUGUCAAGUUCCUUUAUAAGCAAGAGGAGGAAAUUCCCUUUAAGUGUGCAAAUGCCACUGUUUAUGUUUUUUGCCUUUAUGUGAUGAUUUUCUUGUAGAUGUUACAUGGCAUUAAGAUAUUGCAGAUUGACUGAAGUUACUGCAUUGUGAUUUGAAAGGUUUUGAAAGGACAAUUGAUGACCAAGAGUUUGUUUUAUUUUUUUAAUGGAUGUUGCAGAGUUGAUAGGAAUUUUGUAUUCAUGGGAUUAAUGAUUAGACCAUGAUUAACUGGUUUUGUAGACUGUACUUGAUAUUCAAGCCAUGCUGUAUGCAUUUUUUGUAAUAAUUUUAGAAUUCUGUUAUUGAUUUUCAGAAAAAAAAAUAAUUAGGAAGAUAUUUUAGAUAGCUAUAUCUAAUAUUCAGCAACAACACAUCAGAAAUUCAUGUGGAAUAUGUAUUGAAAUAACAGACAAAUUUUUCAGCUGCAUUUAAAGGAAUAGAAGUGUAAUGAUUUAUAGCUGAAAAAUGCAUUAGAGAUUUUACUCUUUGUAAUACUAUUUAAAUGUUAGCACUAGUUCUUAGAAUGUGAAUGACCUUGUUCAACAAAGUGUAAUGAAAGUUAUAGAUAUGAAAGCCGGUCCUCAAGAACAACUUGGUUGAGUUCAAGCCGCGUAGACGGAUGUUUCAUGUCAUACUGGUAGCAGGUUUGGAUCUUUUAUGACAACUGUUUGUUGCAGGAGCAUUAUCUUUAUUGUUUUCAAGGUUGUUUCUUGUUUUAUACAUGAUUUUCAUACCAUUCUGUUGUACAGUGGAAAACAUGUACACCAGAAUUUUAAGUAAGCCUGUUGUAGGGCUGUGAUACUGAGUAUGAUAAAUCCACCAGACUUGUAUAGUCUUAUUUAAAGGAACAGAAAAGGUCAGAUGGGGUUGCUCUCUAGCAUGUUUAGAUCCUGAGUCACUGUUUACAAGGAAAUGAUAUUGAAGUGGAAUAACAGUAUUACAGAAUUAUCUCCACCUAAUCACUUAAUGUAUACCAAAGAUUAACUGCAUUUUUAAUUUUUUUAUUGUUAUUAUUAAUUUUUUACUUUGUAUUUAAAUAGAUGCACAUUAUGAAUUAAGCUAUUGAUAUAUGUAUAACUCAGAAUUGACUGUCAGAAAUACAGAAUAUGAAUUCCACAAUUAAAGAAAGUAGCUUGUUAAAGAGAAAUGGAUAGACAUUUUAGGUUUCUGAUGCAAGGUACAGGAACAGCUAAUUGUGUGCAUGGAAAAGCACCCCAUCUUGUGCUGCCAUUCUCAUCUCAAUGAGCCCCUUGAGAUUAACUUGAGUCACAGUAGGUAUCAUCUUAAGGAUGGUUUUAAGUUGGGGUUGUGCUCCUCUAUUUAGAAGUAUAGAUUUUAAUUUGUGUCUGAAGUAGAUUCCUAGACAUUGCCAAGCUUUCCUGAUCGGAAGUGAGAGUUUUCUGAACUGUCAUGGAUUUGCUCAUUUCACUUGUGCUUUUUGUGCAUCUCCAAUUUGAUCUUCUGUUUCUUAAAAGAUAUUCUGUGUAAGUCUCUUACACUUUUUCUCCAUAGACAUUGUUAGGUUUAACUACUAGGUUUAGUUGUUAAUGGUAAAUAGCAUGAGGGAAGCUGUCAGUAUAAGUAUAAAGAAUAAUACAAGCCUGAUGAGAAAAGUAAUAGUGUUAACCAAGCAGAUAUUUUUAAGUUGUAAGGAUUGGGCUAUCAUUUUUUUCCUCUUUAGGAUUAGCUACUUGAGAUUGACAUAUUCUUCUAGUCUAUUUCAGAGUACAAAACAUUUUAAUAAAUGGGAAGCUUCCAGCAAUAAUACUUUGUGAAGGCUGUUUGGAGUCUGAUCCUUGUGAGUUCUUAGACUGUAUCAAGGUGUUUGAAAGGACUAGUUUCUUAAGAAAAGGUCAAAGCACAGAUACACAAUAGCACUUUUCUUUUAUUCUCUCUUUUUCUCUCUCCCUCUCCCUCUCUCUCUCUCUCUCUCUCUCUCUCU